CAUGACCAUAUCACAUGAACAGUCAUGUGAUAUUGAAUUGUUGAACCCACAGAUUCUGUAGUUGAACCCAAUUGUGUUUUUGCUUGCGUCUUUCGUCUGCAAGGAAAUUAUUUUGUCAUUUUAUGAUACUGAAAAGAGAGACAAGUUUCCGGUUAUGGUUGAAUCUUGAGGCGUGAUUCACACAGCAGACAUUAUCAUCAUGAAGAUUGUCUGUGUUUUCUUUGUCUCUUUUGUUUGUCUUCUGGAGAAAUUUGCUGAUGGAAAAAAAUCUCCUAAUAUAGUUUUUAUAGUCUCUGAUGAUUAUGGAUUCCGGGACAUUGGCUAUCAUGGUGCAGAAUUUGCAACACCUAAUUUGGACAAAUUAGCUGCUGAUGGUGUGAAGCUUGAAAAUUAUUAUGUCCAACCUAUCUGCUCCCCGACAAGAAGUCAGCUGAUGACUGGGAGAUACCAAAUUCAUACCGGUUUGCAACAUUCCAUCAUCUGGCCAUCUCAGCCAUAUGGAGUGCCUCUUGACGACCCUACGAUGGCAGAUUUCUUAAGAGGCCAAGGUUACUCAACACACGCUGUUGGCAAAUGGCAUUUGGGCCUGUAUAAGAAGGAGCAUACCCCACUACAUAGAGGGUUUGAUUCAUUUUAUGGUUACUGGACCGGUGGAGAAGACUAUUACAAAUACUAUGUCUGUGAUCGAUUCCACAACCGAACUAUCAGAGAUUUAAGUGCAUCCGGCUUUCUAUUGCCUGGUCAGAUUAAUAACCAGCAGGAUGUUGAGUGGUGCGGCUACGAUCUAAGGGAUGGCAAUGAGCCAGUUACUACGAUGAAUGGCACUUAUUCAACCCAUCUGUACACUAGAAAGUCCAUUGAGCUUAUUGAGAAGGCUUCGUCUUCAAAGCAGCCUCUCUUUCUGUACCUGGCUUAUCAAGCUGUUCAUUCUCCAAUGGAAGCGCCAGACAAGUACAUCAAACCUUAUUCUUUCAUAAAGAACAAGUACAGAAGGAUUUAUGCUGGAAUGGUGAGUGCGAUGGAUGAAGGCAUUGGGAACAUAACGGCUGCUCUGAAACAGAAUGGUCUAUGGGAGGACACUAUUCUCAUUUUUACAACAGAUAAUGGCGGUCAGAUCCUUGCUGGAGGUAACAACUGGCCUCUCCGGGGCUACAAACGAACCUUGUGGGAGGGAGGAAUGAGGGGUGUCGGCUUCGUCUCUGGACCUGCCCUGGGCCGCUCGGGUCAGAUUAGCAAAGAACUGAUGCACGUUUCUGAUUGGCUGCCCACUGUCGCUGAUAUGGUUGGUUCAAAGCUCAACUCUAGCUGGAAACCAGAUGGAGAAAAUCAAUGGCCAAUGAUCAGCAAAGGAAAACGCAGUGCUCGUAGUCAGAUUUUGCACAACAUAGAUAUCUGGACCCCUCUGAAAGGCAACAGGCUGUACAACAACACAUUUGACAACAGAGUCAGGGCAGCUGUCAGAGUAGGAGAUUACAAGCUGAUCACUGGAGAUCCAGGGGAUGACAGAUGGAUUCCACCACCUCAUGAAGAAAUUGACCUGAUGACUUCAAAGGAGAAAGUGACUGAUCCAGCUGAUACAAAAAAUUUGUGGCUUUUCAAUGUGAGGAAGGACCCCAGUGAAGUUAUUGAUCUCUCCUUGACCAUGCCGGAGAAAGUGGUUGAACUGCUGGCUGUUUUAGCCACUUACAAUGCGACUGCGGUUCCCCCAAAUUACCCGCCAUCAGAUCCGAACUGUGACCCAAAGCUGCAUGGAGGUUAUUGGGGACCUUGGGAAUAAUAGUAUAUGUGGAUGGUGUUGUGCUCUAACCAUAUAACUGGAAAAAAUGAAACCAUUGCUGGAGUCAAUGUGUGGGACGUUAAUAAAAAUCGGGAGUCAGCAUGUACCAUACGUAGUAUAAAAAGAUUGUGGGCUAACUUUUGUGUCUGCUCUCAUAAUUUAAAUCUGAUUUAUGAUUAUUAUUAUUAUUUUCCUUAUUGAUCAUAUUUUUAUUAUUCUUAUUAUUUUUUAUUUAUUUUAUUAGUAAUUUUUUUUUUACUGCUUAAAUUUUUUUAUAGAAACCAGUUAGACGAUUAGAGCAUGACAUCAUUGAUAUAUAUUUUGAUGGUACUGCUUUACUUCCAAGCUUCUAUUUAUUGCAAAUUCAGAAAUGCAAUCUAGAUGUGAAUUUAUUUAUUCAGUGGCUUGAAAUAGAUAAUGCAGCUUUAUGUAUUUUGAUAUACCAGCUUACCAUUUUGAUUUUUUAUAAAAAAUAAUUUCUUUAAAAGAUUAAGGUUAGCAGUGCAUGUCAUGACAUUUUUCCAUCGAAUCCUGUCACUGCAUUUAAAAUGUUUCCCCAACUCACAUAAGUUACGAUGUUUGAAAUAAGUCUUUACUGCCAAAAUAUGAGAUUUUGGUCACCUCAAAAUACUUCUAAAAAAUGAGCCAGUGCCUUACAUGACUCUAAUCGUGUGUUGACAGUUUGUUGCAUGCCUGCUUUUAGUUAGAUGCAUAAUCUCUGUAUAUUAAGUUGUUGGCUUUGAACUGAAUGCUUACAAGAUGCAUUGUUCUAACAUACAUGUAUAUUGUUUGAAGGAAAGAAAAGAAUAGAUUUUUUUUCUCGCGUACUUAAAAAAAAAAAGUAUUAAUGGUCAAAAUUGUGUUUAAGGGGGUGUAAAGCAUUUACAAACCAUGACAAUUUACAGUCAGAGAAAUCACAAUUGGUUUUUGACCUUCCACGUGAAACAACCUUAAUGAAUGUCACAAGUUAUAUUUACAUUUUACAGAAUGAACAAGUAAUAAGCAUGGUAGGUUUUUUUAAGAUAAAUUUAUCUUCAAAUGAGGGUUUCAGUACACUGUUGAUUGUUUAUUAUUAUUUUUAUGUUCCCGGUUUUUCAUUUUAAUUGUUACUCAUAAUUUUUGGGAGAUUUUUUUUAUCCUCUUAUUUUUUCCCGGGUUUUAUUCCUAAGUAGAAACUGGUGUUUGUUUCUAGCUCCCUCUACACAAAUCUAUAAAUUAUUCUCUUUUCUACAAUACAGCUGGUAAUCUUUUAACAUUCUACGUCGCUGUUUUUUUAACAUGUUCUUUUAAUGGGCUUUAGUCUGUAGUUCUUUCUUUUAUUUCAUGCCAUGAAUAAUGAUGUGAUUAGAGUCAAACCUUGUUAUACCGCCUACCUUGGGACAAGCAUAAAGUUGUCGGUACAGUGGGACUGGCGUUAUUUUGGGAUACCACUGAUUGCCAUCUUGAAUCUUGACUUGUGGGGGACCGGUAGAAACUAGAGACAAACUGGCCCGUCUUGCAUCAUCUAGUCUAGUUCUGUCUUGCAAAAUUGCUAUGCGCAGGCAAAGAAUAAAUAACGACAAGUUUGUGGAGAUGCAUGUUGAAAAGAUCAUUAGGUAGCCACUGUGUGGGUGCGGUGUGCCAUGUGUAGUGUAUACCUCUGGCUGUCAAUUUGCUGGCUGUACAGCGGAGCAAAUUUACAUUAGCUUAAUAAGGACAAUAAGAGUCAGACAUUUGGCGGAUGGCUGUGUGAAGGCGCAAAUACUAUGUUUAUAUAAGCAUUCCUUUUUGUACCUUGGCAAAACUUGGCGGUAUAAUGAGGGGCAAUACAACCCCGUUUAACUGUGCAAUAUAUUUUUGCUAUUUCUAUUGUAUGAACUAUCAGUAUAUAUAUUUUACAACUCUGGAAAAUGUCAUCUAUGAUAGUUUAACCACUGUAGUCAGUAUUAUUUUUAUCUAUGUAUACCAGUACUUUAAAUUAUUGUCUUUUUUACCACCUAGUCUGGUUUUUCCUUUUGGUUUGUGGCGAGAUUUUAUGAUUUCAAGAAUACUAUUGCUAGAAAAUAUCAUACUUACUAAAGGUGUUGUUUACUGGAAUAAUAACGUUUUGUUUUAAUGAAAAACAUCCACUUGUGCUGAAGUCUAAAUUGGUCACUUUAUAUCAAAAAGAAAUUAAAUCAAUUGAGGAUUGCAGUUCAGUGGAAAAAAGAGUAACAUUAAAAUAGAAUUAUUAGUACCUCCUUUCAGUUUUAGUUCUUAUUCAUCCCUCUCCCACUCCACCUCCUUCUCUUAGUUCUUUAAAAGUAUACGGCCUUGGUAAUUUGUUGCAAAAAUACUCAUUGUAGUAAUUAUUUUCAUAUAAUAACUCUUUUCUCAAAAUCUCUUACUUGAAGACAGAUUCGUUUCUUUAUCAUUUCAUUAUAAAAUGAGUUGGUAUGAUUUUUUAUACUAAUGUUAUGCACAAUUUUUCAAGAAUAUGUCCUUAAUUUUUACAGGCUAUUCUCUCUCAUUCCAUUUUUACAAAGAUGUGAUUAUUGAAAUUAUAAAUGAUUUAAUAAAUUGUAGGCUUUGUACUCACGCUGAGGUUUUACUUUGUUGACAAUUAUUGAUGGAUUCUGAACAGCUGGUGUUGAGCUCAAAAUUUUUUUUUAACAUUGUCCAUUGAAUAAAGAGUGGGUUUCGAAUUCAA
Molecule: messenger RNA, 4445 nt
Organism: Aplysia californica (California sea hare)
Lineage: Eukaryota; Metazoa; Mollusca; Gastropoda; Aplysiida; Aplysiidae
Product: arylsulfatase B
Exons: 9
Coding region: 200-1777 (525 amino acids)
Source: RefSeq, a predicted model, not a curated record